CUGGGUUGCGUUUCUAAGAUAUGGCGACCAACACAUCAACGGUACCUGACCCGACGCUUUAGCCGAGUUCUCAGGCGCACGAGAGCUUGACCCCUUCUUUUUCGGUGCGCGCCCCACCGCCUCGUGUUGCGUGCUGGUUUUUGUUCUUACCAUCGUCGGUCUCGCUGUGGCUGCCUGGGUGGGUAAGAAAGAGCGGGGGACGGUUGAGAUGGCGCACCGUAUGGCGGCGGCGGCUAUGGCAGUGGCCGUGGUGCUGACGGCGUUGGCUCCGUGGCCGGUGGCGCCGACCUCGCCGGGGCCGCACAUCACGGACUUGAACGUGCUGCUGCCCCCUCGCAUGACGCACUCCGUCGAGUACCGCCUCCAGGGCAGCGGUGGAUGCUUCGCUUGGUCCUGGGAUCAUCAUGAUGUUUUGAGAGUUCAACCAGAGUACAAUGUAAGUAGUAGAUGCUCGACAAGUGCUCGAUUGAUAUCCAUUUCACGCUACAGUGGACGGAAGGAGACUGCAGUUUAUGCCACUGAUCUACAUAGUGAUAUCACAAUUCGUUGUAAAGUCAUUAUUGAUACGAUAUCAAGAAUCCAAAUAUUCCAUCAUGCAGUGAAAAUCGACCUAGAUGAGCUUUCCACAUUGCGCAUCCGUGCUUUUGAUAGUGAAGAAAAUGUGUUUUCGUCUUUGGUGGGCUUACAGUUCUUGUGGAAGCUUUUUCCUAAAUCUUUAGAGUCAGAUAGCAUCAACCAUCUUGUUCAUAUUCCUCUGAAGGAAACACCAUUAAGUGACUGUGGUGAUUUGGAUCUGCAAAUUGAGCUGGAAGAUAGAGGUGUUGGUUCAGACUUGUAUGUGGUCAAGGGAGUUGCAAUCGGCCAUGAGGUUGUAAGUGCUCAGUUACUGGAGCCACAACUUGAGCAUGUGAUGGACCAAAUCAUUUUGACUGUUGCUGAAGCUAUGUCACUAGAUCCUCCAUCGCCAGUCUUUGUCACUGUUGGUGCUCUGUUGUGCUACAGUCUGAGGGUCAUUCAUCUGAAGACUGCUAAAGUGGUUGAUCUACCAUCCCCACACCAUAGAUGGUAUGUGACAAAUUCUUCAGUGGCUCAUGUAGACAUUAUGAUGGGGGUUGUUCAUGCCUUGAAUCUUGGAAUAACAGAUAUUAUUGUUGAGGACACUAGAGUUUCCGGUCAUGCACAGACAUCAACCAUGCAUAUUGUCAUACCAGAUAAAUUGUGUCUAUACAUAGUACCUGUGACUAAUGACUCUACUCCUCUUGAAGGCAUGGCACCUAUUUCUUCUUCAGAUGUUUGGUAUGUCUUUCCAGGCCAAGAGUACAUAGUCCAUAUUAAAGUCUUCUCCAAAGGGCCUGAUGCAAAUGAAAUACUUGUAACAGAGCAGAACAAUGGUCUUAGAUUGGAAAGUAACACUUCUAAAUACUGGGAUUUAUAUUCUGUGUCAAAAGAUGUUACUUCAAUCUACAAUCGGGAAAACUCUAGAUUGCUUAUUCCAAUUUCUCAAGGAAAAGGUACUCUGACUGCUGCUCUAACUUACCAGAGGGAGAAUUUGGAAAUGGUUGAGGUUCUCAGUAUAGUGCAAGAAGUUAACGUCUGCAGCAAAGUGAAGCUAAUUUUGGAGGAAGAGCAUGAUUACAAUUUUGGAACCAUUCACUUGCCUUGGGCUCCUGGAAUUGAUCAGGAAUUUAAAAUAAAGGCAACUGGAGGAUGUGGAAAAUACCUCCAAGAUUACAAAUGGUUUUCAUCUAAUGAGGCUGUUGUUUCUGCAUCUGGUUUUGGUUCUCUGCAAGCAAAAAGACCUGGUCACGUAAUUAUUAAAGUGAUUUCAGUGUUUGAUUCUGCAAACUUUGAUGAGGUGGCUGUUGAGGUUUCAGUUCCUGCUGCUAUGGUUAUCUUACCAAUUUUUCCUGUAGAGGUGGUCAUAGGAACACAACUUCAUGCAGCUGUGACAUUGAGGACGUCAAAUGGUAACUACUACAGCAGAUGUGAUGCCUUUAGUACUUCCAUCAGGUGGAAAGUAUCUUCAGAAAGUGGAUCUUUUAAAUUUAUGAAUACUACAGAUUUAUUGUCCACUGACAUUUUCCGUCAUGUGGAUGAUUCUAAGCCACAGUAUGGUUUUCCUUGUGCAUGGACAUCUCUGUUUGCUUUUGGCGUUGGCCGAGCUGUGCUGCAUGCAAGUUUGUCCAUUGAAUCAGUACCUUACUUUCAGUCUUUGGAUCAAAUUAUUACAUUAAAGGCUGUUUCAUCUAUAGCUGCAUACUACCCGCUUAUUGCUUAUCAGGCAGGAAAUGGUGAUCAGUUUGGUGGUUACUGGGUUGAUUUGUCUAAAACUGAUGCUACUUUCCAGGAUUUAGAUGGUAAAGGUCUUGAUGAACUGUAUCUAGUUCCUGGUUCAAUGAUGGAUGUUCUGUUACUUGGAGGACCUGAGCGAUGGGAUCAAAAGGUUGAGUUUAUUGAGACUGUUGGUGUUCUAGGUGAGCAGAAUUUGUCAGUAGUUCAGCUGCAUGAAACCUCAAGUGGUAGGAGGCUGUACAAAGUUGUUUGUCAAACAUUUGGGAAGUUUAAAUUGCUCUUUUCGCGUGGAAAUCUAGUUGGAGAUGACCAUCCAAAGCCUGCAAUAGCUAACUUGGAAUUGACUGUUCUAUGUGGCUUUCCUUCAUCAAUUGUGAUGAUUGUUAAUGAACCUGCAAGCAAACUUGAUGUCAUUGAGGCUGCAAUCAAUGCUGAUCGAAAUCCUGCAAGACUUCGUGUUUCUCCUAUCAGUGUAUCUAAUGGAUGCACAAUUCGCAUAUCUGCUGUUAGUAUUCAUGCGACUGGAAGAGCUUUUGCAAACUCUUCAUCUCUUUGCUUGAGGUGGGAACUUAGUGGCUGUGAAGAAUUGGCCUUUUGGAAUGACACCAAUAGUGUUGUGCAGUUUGAUGGGGCUAAGUGGGAGAGGUUUUUGGUUCUUAAGAAUGCUUCAGGAUUGUGUAUCGUCCAUGUUACAGUAAUUGGAUUUUCUGAAGAAUUCAAUAGUCAUCGUUAUGAGGAAGCUUCUUCUCUGCUAGAAGUUGCUGCACUUACAGAUGCGAUGCCUUUACAGUUGGUAGCUUCAUUGAGGGUUCUACCGGAGUUUGCUUUAAUAGCUUUUUAUCCUGAAGCAGAGGUGAAUCUAUCAAUUACUGGAGGAACCUGUUUCCUAGAUGCUUAUAUAAAUGAUACACAAGUGGCAGGAAUAGUCCAACCUCCUGAAAGCACUGAAUGUUCACACUUCACCGUUGGUGCUAGAGGCUUGGGAAUGGCUCUUGUGAUAGUUCGUGAUAGUGGGCUUUCACCUCCGGCCAGUGCUUCAGCAUUGGUUAAAGUGGCUAGUGUGGACUGGAUUAAGAUAAUAUCACAAGAAGAGAUAAGCCUAAUGGAAGGAACCACAAAAUCUUUUGAUAUUUUGGCUGGGACAGAAGAUGGUAGCAUCUUUGAUUCUUCUCAGUAUAUGUAUAUGAAAAUUAAAGUGCAUCUUGAGGAUGGCAUACUUGAGCCUGUUGAUGAGUACCAUUCUUCAAGAACUGGCAAUUGGCUAGUACGUGAACCUAACUUUUCCGUCAGAGCAGCAAAGCUUGGUAUUGCAACUCUCUUUGUCAGUGUCAGUCAACAAUCAGGUUAUGAAAUCGUUAGUCAAUUUGUUAAAGUGGAAGUAUAUGGACCAUUACGCCUGCAUCCUGAAUAUCUUUACCUUCUACCUGGUGUCUCUUACUUGCUGACUGUGAAAGAUGGCCCGAGAAUUGGAGCUUUUGUUGAGUUCACCAGCCUGCAUGAGGAAAUUGUUGUUGUUCAGAAACCUUCAGGAAAGCUUUUUGCUAAAUCCAUAGGAAAUGCUACUGUCCGUGCAGCUGUUUAUGGGAAUGGGGAUUCCUUGAUAUGUGAAGCUUAUGCAAAAAUUGAAGUUGGAAUUCCACCAGCAAUGGGUUUGAAUCUGCAAAGCGACCAACUUUGUGUUGGUUGCAAGAUGCCAGUCUUUCCAUCUUUCCCUGAGGGAGACUUAUUUUCUUUUUAUGAGGUCUGUCAAGAGUACAAAUGGACAAUAGGGAACGAGAAGGUGCUUAGCUUUCGAAUAGACAGUUGUGAGCAAGAUGGUUAUCCAUGCCAUUCAGUUGACAGUGAUGGUGCAUUUAUUAAUGUUUUGACUGGAAGAUCUGCUGGCAGAUCAGAAGUAUCCAUUUUUAUGUCGUGUGAUGUUGUGUUAUCUGGUUCUCCUCAACAAUUAUCUUACACUGCAUCAAAGUCGUUGGAAGUGGUACCUAGUCCUCCUCUAGCCCUCGGAAUACCCAUUACUUGGAUCUUGCCGCCCUUUUACAUGACAUCGGAGAUUUUGCCUAGAUUAUCAGAUUCAUAUGGACAAUUAGACUCCCGGAAAAGUAUUACAUAUUCUAUCCUUAGGGUAUGUGGAAGGAAUGAUGUUCUGAAACAGGAAGGUAUGACUAUUGACGGAGGUAAAAUUAGAACAAAGCAAAGCAAAGAAAACAUUUGUAUCCAGGCAAAUGACCAUGCAACUGGAAGAGCAGAAAUUGCAUGUUGUAUAAAGGUUGCUGAGGUGUCACAAGUAUGGGUAACUACAACAGAAGCUUUGUUACAUGUUGCCUAUCUUGCCGUCAAUUCUAAACUUGAGUUAGAUAUUGGGUACUCAGAUUAUUUAGGUUAUCCUUUUGCUGAAGCACAUGGUGUGGUUCCACUGGAAGUUGAGACUAAUCAUCCUGAUGUCCUCUCUAUUUUCAUGUCAUCAAAGGAUAAUAACAGUACACAUGGCAAUGAACAUGUCCUUAUAGAGGCAAAGAAACCUGGUAAUGCUCUUGUGCGGAUAUCCAUCAAUAGGAACCCAAGAAAUGCGGACUUCAUUCUGGUAUCAGUUGGUGCACAAUUGUAUCCUAGGAAUCCGGUUCUUCAUGUUGGCCAAUAUCUGAACUUUACUGUAGUUGGUGAUGGAAUUGAUGGUCUUCAGUCUGGCAAGUGGUUAAGUGGUAAUGGUAGUGUCCUAUUGGUAAAUAGGAUCACUGGAGAAGGAUAUGCUCGCGGUGAAGGUGCAACUCAAGUUAUCUUUGUUGGUUCAAACUUAAAGUUGCAAACAACAGUAGCUGUGAUGAAAGUUGGCCAGCUAUCAGUUUAUGCUCCAGCGAAGACCCUGACUAAUAUUCCAUUUCCUACCAAAGGUUACAUGUUCUGUGUAAAAUAUAGUGAACCUGUUGACUACAAGCUGGAAGCUACUGGAAAUAAUGAAGCCCCAUUUGAUUGUCGGGUUGACCCACCAUUUGUUGGGUAUUCAAAGCCAUAUAUCAACAAUGUUACAGGCUACUCUUAUUGCCUCUUCUUCCCAUACUCACCGAAGCAUUUGUUGAGUGUAAUGUCUAAAUCAAGUAUUAGACAGCAAGGAAAUGCAAACAGUGAAGGAUCAGUCUCUGUCUCUAUUAUUGCAUCACUGAAAGAAACCCCAAAUGUUAUUGGAUCUGCACAUGCAGCAUUUGUUGGCGGAUUUGUUUUGGACACUGAGAAGUUAAACUUGACACCAAAGGUUAAUAAAAGCAUCAUAGCAAUAAUGGGGAAUACAGAUGUUGAGAUAAGUUGGAAUGCCAAAGAUUUAUUGUCCGUUAAUCCUCUAAAUAUAGUCAGUUUUGGUAUGGUGGGAAUUAUUGAGUAUGAGGUCAAAGUCCUCAGAAGCCAAAAAUUUAAAGAUAAGAUUGCAAUUGUUCUUCCUGCCACUGGUCAGAGAACUGAGAUUGAUGUUACUUAUGAGCCUGGAGAAGGAACUUCUGCAUCAGGAGUGAGUAAUAUCACAUGGACUGCAGUUUUGAUCUGUGCUGCUGUGCUGAUGGUCACAGUCGGAGUCUUCAUGAGGUUGCUGGAAAGACCAGACAGGUCUUUACUGUCGAGGCAGGCAGGGCCGACAUCGUCAGCUGUUGCAGGGCCUGUGACAACAGACUCUAUAUCCACUGGUAACUUUCAGUCCUCUCCUCGAACACCUCAGCCUUUUAUGGAGUAUGUGAGAAGGACGAUUGAUGAAACUCCAUACUACAAUCGGGAGGGGAGGAGGAGAUUUGACCCGAGGUACACCUACUAGAAUUCAAGAUCUUUAUACGCAACAACACCACAAUUGCUGAUCAUGGAAAAUUUUAGCUGGAUAUGAAUGUUAGAACACGGUGGCCACAAAUUUCUUGUGCAUGUAAUAUCCCUUGUUCCAUCAUGUGUGAAGGUGUUGACCCUGGUUGACUUGGAAAUUAAGCAGGAUACCUCCUUGUUCUUAUCAAUCACAGUGAGGUGGAUGUGAUGGAUAUCCUUUUGUGAGGUCAGCAUUAUUUGGAUAUUUUAUUGAAUAAUGUAUGUGAAGGUGAGGCGAAAAAAUUUGCUUAUUUUUUGCUGA
Molecule: messenger RNA, 6385 nt
Organism: Musa acuminata subsp. malaccensis (wild Malaysian banana)
Lineage: Eukaryota; Viridiplantae; Streptophyta; Magnoliopsida; Zingiberales; Musaceae
Source: RefSeq, a predicted model, not a curated record